Molecule: messenger RNA, 4537 nt
Organism: Salvelinus fontinalis (brook trout)
Lineage: Eukaryota; Metazoa; Chordata; Actinopteri; Salmoniformes; Salmonidae
Product: glypican-5-like
Exons: 9
Coding region: 767-2587 (606 amino acids)
Biological process (GO): positive regulation of canonical Wnt signaling pathway; regulation of protein localization to membrane; cell migration
Cellular component (GO): extracellular region; cell surface; plasma membrane
Source: RefSeq, a predicted model, not a curated record
UAAUCUGAAGGUCGUGAGUUCGAGCCUCACACGGGGCAGAUUUUUUUGCAUUUACUAGCAACAUUUGAGAUCUCAAUUUAUUUUUGACCAAUGAAUGCGAAAACAAGUUAAUACAUAGAUAAAUAUGAUAUCAAUCCGAGGCUACGGCAUGGUAGAACUGCUUUUACAACACUAAUUCCACGACUGACCACACGGUGGACGCGGUGUUCUGUUUUAGAUUAAUCUCUGCAGACUAGAGAAGCAUAUACAGUAUAAAUCAAUCAUUAGGACUAUACAUUGUGUUAUUAGAAGAAAAACAAUAUGUCAUUAGAGCUCCAAUUGCUGUGGUAUUAUUUUAAAUGAUCGCAAAAGGAAUAGCCAACAUCUAUGAACAAAGAACCCACCGUAUAAUUUUUCACUUUAGGAACGUUUUUCUGUUAGUCUAUUUUGUGUGAUGUUUCAAACCGAGAAUUUCUAAAACAGUGUAAACUGGUUUGCGCGGUGUGAGAGAGAGCGAGCGAGAGAGCGAGCGCUCAGCUGUAUCCAAAGAACAGCGUUUCACUUUCUGAAGCGCAUGGAUUUUAACUGGAAAGCCCACUGAGAGAGGGAACGUCGUGCGCUCUAUUGAACAGACCCAAUAUGUGAUAUUCUAACAGAUCGACCCAGUUGAUAAGGACUGCGAAUUUGUUUUGGGAUUGUAUUACUUAAAUAGCCUAUUCGGCUUCUUUUACAAACGGCCAUUCCACUGCUAGGAUACCUUGAUAGUAUAUCUGAUUGAAAUGGUGCGAUGUUCCAAACAAUAAUCCAACGCGUUGACUUUUGGUUGAUUUACCUGACAGUUGUACUAUGUGGAGCUUCAGGUGCAGGAGUGCACAGUUGCCAUGAGGUUAAAACGGCUUUCCAAUUGCGCCAGAUCGGUCCGUUGAAAUGGGUCCCCGAGGCACCUGGAACAGAUGGCGAGCUGCAGAUCUGCAAGCACUCAGGCCCGUCGUGUUGCACACGCAAGAUGGAGGACAGUUACCAGGCAGCAGUGCGCAGAGAGACUCUCCAGAAUAUCCGUUCCUACAGCUUUGAGCUCAAGUACCUCAUCGUGGGCCACGCCUCUGCCUUCCAGGAUGCGUUCCAGUCUCUGCUAUCCUUCACUCUGAACCUGACCACUGGUAUGUUUGACAGUGCCUAUGAGCCCCUCUCCCAGGACGCUCGCCCCCUGGUGGCAGACCUCUUCACCGAACUCUCUCUCUUCCUGGGAGGAGACGGCAACACCUCCAUGGAGCGCUCUGUGCACCGCUUCUACGACAACCUCUUCCCGCUGGUUUACCGGCGUCUGGUCAACCCUGGGCUGGCCUCGGCCCCACCCUCCUCUGAGCACAGCGAGUGUCUGCGCAUGACACGCCAGGAUGUCAACCCAUUUGGGUCUCACCCCCGUGUCCUGGCAAAGGGGCUGACCCGGGCUCUGAGCGCAGGACGGGCACUGAGCCAGGCGCUGGUGAUAGGGGCAGAGGUGCUGAACGCUACAGAGUGGGCGGGUCUGGCCAGGGAGUGUGGACGGGCACUGGUGAGGAUGCAGUACUGCCCCCACUGCAGGGGCCUGACCCUGAUCCGGCCGUGUGGAGGACUGUGUCUGAACGUGAUGCGGGGCUGCUUGGUAGGGCUCUCUGAGCUGGACGGGCCCUGGAGGCGCUACGUGGCCCUGCUGCAGGAACUGACAGGGGCCCUGGCUGGAGGCCACGACCUGGAGCUGGCACUGCAGGGCAUCAGGAACCACGUCAAUGACGCUAUCCUGCACGCACAGCUGCACGGGCCACGCAUCAGCGCUAUCGUUGAUAAAGUAUGUGGGCCUCUCACAGACACUCCGUCAGUGACAAGCAUACGUUCCACCCUGAAGGUCAUGACCUCUGUGAGUACCUCCCCGACCUCGAUGGUGAUGACGUCCUCCCCAGCUGAGGUCACACUGGGCCACUUGUCGCAUACCAGGAGGUCCUUUCCUCUGAAACCAUCCAAGAAUAAUAAGCCUAGAAGUCUGAAAAAGAUCUCUAGAGAGUUUAUGGGCUAUAUCCAACGCUACAGGUCCUUCUUCUCUGCCUUGCCAGAGAUGCUUUGUGAGAGUGAGAUGGUGGUGGAUGACUUCACCUGCUGGAGCGGGGAGGAUGUGGUGGAGAGUUAUGUGGGCCGUGUUGUGGGUAACGGCCUUCAGGCCCAGAAAAACAACCCAGAGAUCAAGGUCCGCAGCAUCGACCCCAUCCUGGUGGGAGCUAGAGACAGACUAGAACAUUUCAAACGGGAAAUGCAGGGUCAGAUGGGCUGGGCGACAGACUGGGGUGGGUGGGUGGAGACGGGCAGUGGGACGAGAGAAGAGGCCAGCGGAGAGUGUGACGAUGAGGACGGAUGUCAAGGAUCUGGAGAUGAAGACUUUACCAAUGAGAGAGUGGACGUGGCCAGCACUCAUGUUCCUUUUGGGAAGAGCCCAGCAGUCAGGGAGCCCCCAUGGCACGUCCCCACUGCCCAACCCCCACCACAGGUAGCUGUGAGAGCUGCGGGUCACACCCCAACACCCCACCCAGCUAUCACCAUCACCCUCAUCCUCCUGUCUGCCCUGGCGUUACCAUGACACCCACUCUGAAACCCCCUCCGCUAAUCACACCGACUGAGCACACAUGAGAGGUGGGGAGCAUUCACAAGAAGGAAAAGCAAGAAGAGGAGGAUGAGAAAAAGGACAAGAGGAGGAGCUCGCCAGCGAACCUGUUGCUUUCCCUCAGCUGCUCCCUGAUUGUUAGUGGGAGCCGGGCUGCAUGGCUGUGUUUGUGCGAUGUAGGAUGUGUCUAAUAAAAUCUCUCUAUCUCUCUCUCCCUUGCUGCCUUCUCCACUGCUGCCUUCUCCACUGCUUUUUCCUCACUGCCUCCUCCUCUCUGGUUCUCUGGACUGCCUGGUCUGUUGACCAUCAGACGUGGCCAGCUACACAUCCCACUGCUCUCUAGUAGGGACAACCAUGGUUCUGGUGGUUCUCCUGUGGUCCUUAGAUUUAGGAUCAGUAAAGUUCACAAACAGUGCAGAACUGAAGAAUGUAAUCAGGCCCUAAAAAGACAUCAUCUCUCCUCACCUCUCUACACGCAACGUCAACCGUCAUGUUCUCUGGGGUCUCUCCAUUUGUUACUUAGUUUGCAUUUGAUUAUGCCACCUGUUAAUAGUCACCGAGCAUACUAUACAUGUUUAUAUGGUCCCAUGUGGGACUUAGAUUGUGUAUUCAUGUGUGUGUAUUUGUUUGUGUGUGUUUAUUUACCUAUAUUUACGUCUACAUGUACAGUGUCAUGAAAAAGUAUUUGCCCUUUUCUGAUUUUCUCUAUUUUUGCAUAUUUUUGAUACUGAAUGUUAUCAGAUCUUCAACCAAAAGCUAAUGUUAGAUAAAGGGAACCUGAGUUUAGAAAUAACAAAAAAAAUUAUACUUAAUUCAUUUAUUUAAUGAACAAAGUUAUGCAACACCCAAUUCCCCUGUGUGAAAGGUAAUUGCCCCCUUAAACUCAAUAACUGGUUCUGCCACCUUUAGCUGCAAUGACUGCAACCAGAUGCUUCCUGUAGUUGUUGAUCAGUCUCUCACAUCGCUGUGGAGGAAUGUUAGCCCACUUUUGCAUGCAGAACUGCUUUAAUGCAGCGACAUUUGUGCGUUUUCAAGCAUGAACUGCUUGGUUCAAGUCCUGCCACAACAUCUCAAUAGGGAUUAGCUCUGGACUUUGACUAGGCCAUUCCAAAACUUACAAUUUGUUGCAUUUUAGCCAUUUUCAUGUAGACUUGAUUGUGUGUUUUUGGAUCAUUGUCUUACUGAAUGACCCAGCUGCACUUCAGCUUCAGCUCACAGACGGAUGGCCUGACAUUCUCCUGUAGGAUUCUCUGAUACAGAGAAGAAUUCAUGGUUCCUUCUAUUAAGGCAUGUCGUCCAAGUCCUGAGGCAGCAAAUCAUCCCCAAACUAUCACACUACCACCUCUAUGCUUGACCGUUGGUAUGAGGUUCUAACUGUGGAAUGCAGUGUUUGGUUUUUGCCAGGCAUAACAGGACCCAUGUUGUCCAAAAAGUUGACUAAAGUAAAAAGCACAUGGAAGCACCUGGAUGAAUAUCAAGACUCUUGGAAGAAUGUUCUAUGGAUAGAUGAUUUAAAAGUAUAACUUUUUGGACGCCAUCCGUCUGUGAGCUGAAGCUGAAGUGCAGCUGGGUCAUUCAGUAAGACAAUGAUCCAUGUAAUUGUUGUGUUAUUUGUUCACUCAGGUUCCUUUGAUCUAAUAUUAAGUUUUAGUUGAAGAUUUGAUAAUUCAUUAUUAAAAAUAUGCAAAAGUAGAGACAAAUACAAAGGGGGAAAAUACUUUUUCACGGCACUGUAUGUGUUUCUUUACUUAUAAUUUUCUUUCAUUUCAAAACUUGUAAUAAUGGCUUGUACAGUACUAGAACUGACCUAUUAGACAAAUGUAAAUACACAUAUUUAUGUAAAUAUACAGUUUGUACUGUAUAAGGAUAGGAUGACAAGGGGUUAAUUGGAGUUGUUGCUGUGGAAAUAUAAACUUCACCAUAUUA